Molecule: messenger RNA, 720 nt
Organism: Ilex paraguariensis (yerba mate)
Lineage: Eukaryota; Viridiplantae; Streptophyta; Magnoliopsida; Aquifoliales; Aquifoliaceae
Source: the annotation of a GenBank genome assembly
AUGUAUGUAUCAUUAGGAGGAGAUAGGGUGAAUCUUGACAUAUAUUAUAGGGUUCCUGGGUAUAGUUUGGACAUGGGAGUAAAGCAAAUGAGAUCACACUGUGAUAUUAUUGAGUUACUAAAAUGUUAUGAAAACCUGCCAGUAGUUGUAAUAGACAUUGACAAGGGUGAUGAUCUACUAUCUGUGUUAUCACCUGAUUGUGCAAGGCAUACUAUGAAUACUAUGGAUGAUGAAGUUGAUAUUAAUGUGAACGAACAGAUUCAAAACAGUGAUACACUUGAGACUGAUUCUAAUGACAAUGAUUACAUAGUGAAUAUCUCUGAAUGUUAUGACAGUGAUGAGUAUAGUGAGAACCCUAGUUGGAUUUAUGAAGACCUAGAAGGUUUAGAUGAUGAUGGCAUUUUCAAAAGUGACUUUCUAUCUAAUAGGGCUGAAACGUCUGUGAAUCAUGAUGUUGGACCAUCUCAGUCAAAUAGAUCGACUAAUGGUGCAGCCUACACUGAUGGUGCAACCUCCAAUACUGCUGAAGCCUCCACUGAUGGUCUAGCCUCCAUUACUGGUGCAACCUACAACGCUGCUACACCUUCCACUGCUGUAGCCUCCAAUGUUGUUGCUGCCUCCACUACUGGAAGAGGUUCUAGGACUGGUGCAAUUGGGAGAUGUUAUAGGAGUGGUGCAGUUGGGAGAGGUUUUGGGAGUGGUGUCGUUGGCACUUGGUAG